Molecule: messenger RNA, 879 nt
Organism: Clarias gariepinus (North African catfish)
Lineage: Eukaryota; Metazoa; Chordata; Actinopteri; Siluriformes; Clariidae
Gene: ufm1
Product: ubiquitin-fold modifier 1
Exons: 6
Coding region: 86-361 (91 amino acids)
Biological process (GO): protein K69-linked ufmylation
Cellular component (GO): nucleus; cytoplasm
Source: RefSeq, a predicted model, not a curated record
GUUCUUCGUAGGGUGACGUGUAAUAUCAGGACCCCGCUACUUCCGGUUCGGCGUAAACGCUGCUGUGCUCUUAGAAGUUUGGAACAUGUCUAAAGUAACGUUUAAAAUUACGCUGACGUCGGACCCUCGGUUACCGUACAAAGUAUUAAGUGUACCUGAAAGCACACCAUUCACAGCUGUACUGAAGUUUGCAGCAGAGGAGUUUAAAGUGCCUGCCGCUACCAGUGCCAUUAUUACAAAUGAUGGCAUCGGAAUCAAUCCAGCACAAACAGCAGGAAAUGUUUUCCUGAAACAUGGAUCGGAGCUUAGAAUCAUUCCCAGAGACAGAGUUGGAGCGGGGCGAUGUCCGACAACUGUCUGAUCAAUCAGGGACUAUUCUUCACCUUGGAUGCAAACAUGCUUGUGUAUUUAUUAUUGAGCCCUGAGGUGUUAGUUUGCUCUUUUUAAUAGGAGCAGCAAAGACGCAUCUGAUCCAUCUUGCCAUGUCGGACCCCUUUCCUGGACAGAUGUCGUCCAAAUAAAAUUUCCAUUUGGUUUAUUAAUUCACAUAACUGUUAUUAGACCUAGCAGCCUAAACAUUGGCAAUGUCUCAUUAUUUGCUUAAUUCUAUAAUACAUUGUUUAUGUGAAUUGUAAAUCUGUCUUGAUGUCUGCUUUGAUUCAGAACUUUUGAGUGAAAUAAUUUCUGAAGUUUAUUGGUCAGAUGGUCAAAAUAGUUAUUUUUAUUUUUGUUAUAUUUCACAGCUCUCUUGGUUAACUUGUUCUCAAAUUGUCAUAAAAUGAUUGCUGUUAUGAAAUUUUAGCAAUCUUACAGAAACGUAUCUCUAUUCAGAUUAGCAUAUUUUAAAAGAUAAAUAAAAUUAUAAGUGGUUUAAUCCCA